Drosophila takahashii is the source of this 539-nucleotide messenger RNA. RefSeq lists its product as uncharacterized. The record is from RefSeq and is a predicted model, not a curated record. Lineage: Eukaryota; Metazoa; Arthropoda; Insecta; Diptera; Drosophilidae.
CAGAAAUGUCCGUUUUUUCUGUCUUUUUUCUUCUCAUUACUGUAUGCCUGGUUACGAAGGUCUAUUCCCGAUACGAAUUUACGAACGUGAAGUGUGAAUGUUUCGAUAAGAAGUUUUGCGAAGUAGAUUAUUGUUAUAUAAAAUCUAAGAACCGGACGUACAAAUAUAUUUCUGUAAGAUGUAAACUGCUACAAAUUCCCUUGACAAAUAUAAAGGUGAAUUUUGGCCUCUAUCAACGUCUUAAUGGCUAUAAACCAUUUCUGUACAACAUGACCGUAGAUGCAUGCAAAUUCCUAAAAUCUCCGCAAAGCAAUCCGGUGGCUAAUUACUUCUAUAAUUACUUUAAAGACGUUUCCAAUUUAAACCACUCUUGCCCAUUUGACCAUGACAUCAUCGUGGAUAAAAUGACUGCUGAGAGCUUUUUACACCGAGCCACCAAUAUUCUGCCUUUUCCCAAGGGAAGCUACAUGUUUCAAGUGGAUUUUUAUAUCUAUAAUAUUAAACGAGCUGUAGUUCAAUUGUUUGGCUCACUUUCGUAA